AUGUCCGACUCGGGGCUCACGGCUGCGGGGAGCAGCACAUACUCAUCGAAUACCCUUCACGUUGGAGAUGGCACUUGGGACACGCAGCGCGACACCUUUUUGCUGCCCAACCUGAUGGGUUUGAAUUUCGAGACAAUGCGAUACAAUGGCAUGGGCAAUCGAUUCAAGGAUAUGGCCGGGUAUCAUUCCAUCAUAAUUGCGCACGGUGUUAUUGCAACAAUCGUUUUCUUGGGCCUCGUCCCCAUUUCGACCCUCAUUAUUCGUUACUACGGCCGAUGGAACCCGUACUGGGCAUUCAAGCUCCACGCCUGGUGUCAGGUACUCACACUUCUCUUGUCGACGGUGGUGUUUGUGCUGGGCUGGUUUGCGGUUGGCCCGAAGCGGAGCCUGACCAACCCGCACCAUGGAAUUGGCCUAGCAAUCUAUGUGAUGGUUAUUUUCCAGGUUCUAUGGGGCUGGUUCAUGCACAGAAAGGAGAGUAAACGGGUUCGGCAUCAUGUGCCGUUGAAGCUUGUGAUUCACCGAUGGAUUGGUAGAGGAUUGGCCCUUCUCGGUUUGGCGCAAAUCCCGCUGGGUCUGACGCUAUACGGCUCUCCCAAGGUUCUAUUCAUUCUCUAUGCAGUUGCAGUCUUUGCGCUCCUCAUGGUCUACUUUAUCCUUUCAUACCUUUACGACGAUGAAGGAUUCCAUAUGGCCAGUGAGCAUGGUAGCAGAUAUACCGGUCCUUCAGUCGUGGAAGAACACCACGGAGGAGGAGGUGGCGGCCUUGGCCCAGCUUUGGCUGGCGGCGCUCUUGGCGCAGGACUCGCUUCAUUGUUCAAGAAACGUGCUCGCGGCCGUACAACAAGCGUGGCCUAUGAAGAUUCUCGGACCUCUUACUCGGAUGAGAAGUAUUCUGAUGAGUCCUCCCGUCAUAAUGGGGGUAGUGGGGGAUGGGCAAAGAAGAUUCUUGGAAUUGGUGCAUUGGCUGGUGCAGGCAUGCUGGCAAAGAGCUGGUGGGACCGCCGCCGACAGCGUGAGGACGAUUCUGAAGUGGGCCGCUACAGACCUGCCCACUCUCGCACUGACAGCUAUACCGAAGACUCUCUGAGCAGAUUGGAAGACGGUCGGCCAGAACCUGCUCACCCACCUGUUAGCGGUCGCCCCCUAGCCGCCCUCCUAGCAGGCCACAGAGCCCUGGUUCUUCAUACUAUUACAACAGCACAUAUCUCCGUGAAACGACUGUUUAGUCGCAAUAAAGACAAGGACGACGAGGAAAAGCGCCGCCUAGAGGAUAUCCGCCGUCGAGACGAGGAAGAUGAGGCUCUACAGAGAGCAAACAGCAAGCGACGUCGAAAUGAGGCCGGUGCCGGAGCUGGUACCGGAGCUGGUGUCGGACCUUAUCCUCAACGACGAAGACCAAGCCCUUACACCGAAAGUGACCUGACUCCUACUGAUCUGACUCCUCGGCCACGCCCUCCUCCGCAACGUAUCACGUCCGGGAGCUCCCUCCUCACCCCAGAGCCUAUGGCAACGGGAGCUGCUCAUGGCGCUCCUUCAGAUAUCCCUCCCCUUCCUCCUAUUCACCAGGAGUUGUCUGGUGAUUUCCCUUCAGCUGAGCGGCCACACUCACAUCAUUCCUACCAUGCUGAAGAGAUUGCUGCUGGCGCAGCUGCUGGUGCCGCGUUGGGCGCUGCCUCAAGCCGUCGCCGCAACAGCUCGAGUCGUCGCCGGGACGAGAGCCGUCGCCGAGACGACAGCCGACAUCGAUCUGACCACGUUGAGUCACCGCCGGUAUCAGUCAAGGUGAAGAUGCACAAUGAUGGCCGACACGUAACUCUUCGCCGCCUCACAGAAGAAGAAGCCGCAGCCCAACGCGAAGCAAGACGUCGUGAGCGCAGAAAUUCGCGCCGCCGCGGCAGCAGCGCAGGCUCCCUUUCCGGCGACGAAGGUCGUGACUAUGACCGUUGGCGACGUGUCGAAGAGCUAGAGCGUCAGCAGGCAGAGCAAAUUCGUCGUGAACAACAAACUGCUGCCGCUGCCGCUGCGGCAUCCGCUGCGCCAUCAGCGAGCGUGCCUCCAUCAUCGUUCCACCCCUCCCAAUCUCAAAUUAGCCAUGUACCACCACCACCUCCUCCUGUCCCACCACCAGCACCUUCAAGCAUGCCCUACGGUCCGGGAAGUGUCACUUCUCCCGGAACAUGGACUGGCACUGAAGCCAGCGGAUCAUACGCUAAUAACCGCCGACGCCGGCGUGCCGAGCGAGCCCGAGCAAAGGAGAGACAGCAGCAUGGCGUGGAGUUUGAGUAA
This is a messenger RNA of Penicillium subrubescens, 2289 nucleotides long. RefSeq lists its product as uncharacterized. NCBI's taxonomy places the organism in Eukaryota, Fungi, Ascomycota, Eurotiomycetes, Eurotiales, Aspergillaceae. The record is from RefSeq and is a predicted model, not a curated record. Gene Ontology annotation, molecular function: transmembrane monodehydroascorbate reductase activity. Bases 1 to 2289 code for a protein of 762 amino acids. The transcript has 4 exons.